Messenger RNA from Didymosphaeria variabile, 495 nucleotides. RefSeq lists its product as uncharacterized. Bases 1 to 495 code for a protein of 164 amino acids. Lineage: Eukaryota; Fungi; Ascomycota; Dothideomycetes; Pleosporales; Didymosphaeriaceae. The record is from RefSeq and is a predicted model, not a curated record. The transcript is spliced from 2 exons.
AUGAGAUACUCAAGCAUCCUCCCAGCCCUCUUUGCGGCUUCCGUUCUGGCUGCUCCAGUGGCUAAGCCUGGCACCGAGGAAGAGUCCGUAGACGCAGCUUUCGUCAACGUCGCUUACUACGGCUUGAAGGAGCGCGAGGCUGAGGCUAAGCCAGAGGAUGAGUCUGCUACAGUCGAUGCGGACUUCGUCGGCAUUGUGUACAACGGGCUGAAGAAGCGCGAAGAAGCUAAGGAAGAUGUCGACGCAGCUUUUGUCAACGUGGCCUACUUCGGAUUGAAGGAACGUGAAGCCGCCGAGGCUGCUGCAAAGGCGAAGCGUGCCGAGGACUCUGAGUCGACCGACUCCGCUUUUGCCAACGUUGCAUAUAUCGGCUUGAAGGAACGUGAGGCAGCCGAGGCAGCUAAGCGUUCUGAGGAGUCUGAGUCGACCGACUCAGCUUUCGCGAAUGUUGCAUACAUUGGAUUGAAGGAAAGGGAGGCCGAGGUCCAGGCAUAA